AUGUACACGAUUCACAAUGAAUCUAUUUGUAUUAAAUGUGCAGCCUUUAUACACUGGACUGGGAGGGAUGGUUAUAAGUGUCUCACACUUGUUUUCCUCCAUUUUUUUCUCUCUUUUUUUCUUUUCUCUCUCUCUUCUUUCCUCUCUCUUCUUUUCCUCUCUCUCUCUUCUUUUCCUCACUUUUCCUUUCUUUUUUCCUCUCUCUUUUAUUUUCCUCUCUUCCUUUCUCUCUUCUUUUCCUUUCUCUCUUCUCCUCUUUUCUCUCUUCUUUUCCUCUCUCUCUUCUUUUCCUCUCUCUCUUCCUUUCUCUCUUUCUUUCUUUUUUUCUUUCUUUCAUAUUCUUUCGCUCUCUUUCUUUUACUUUCUCUAGCUUUCUUUCUCUUUUUCUUUUCUUUCAUAUUCUUUUACUUUCUCUCUCUUUUACUUUCUCUCUCUAGCUUUCUCUCUUUACUUUCUCUCCUUUCUCUCUUUUACUUUCUCUCACUCUCUCUUUUACUUUCUCUCUCUUUUACUUUCUCUCUCUUUUACUUUCUCUCUCUUUUACUUUCUCUCUCUUUUACUUUCUCUCUCUUUUACUUUCUCUCUCUUUUCUUUUUCCUUCUCUCUCGUCUGUUUGCUUCUUUUUCUUUUUUUAUUUCACUCCCUUUUCUUUAUCUCUCUUCAUUUUCUUUCUCUACUUGUUUCUUUGUCUCUCCUUCUCUUUCUCUCUCUCGCUCUCUCUCACACACACACACAUCUCUCAUCUCCUGUCGUUUUUCUUCUCUCUCUUCCUCUUCUCUCGUACAUACACACACAUACCACAAUCUGCUUUAG
Messenger RNA from Acanthosepion pharaonis, 813 nucleotides. NCBI's taxonomy places the organism in Eukaryota, Metazoa, Mollusca, Cephalopoda, Sepiida, Sepiidae. The record is from the annotation of a GenBank genome assembly.